Molecule: messenger RNA, 2145 nt
Organism: Gymnodraco acuticeps
Lineage: Eukaryota; Metazoa; Chordata; Actinopteri; Perciformes; Bathydraconidae
Gene: serpinh2
Product: serine (or cysteine) peptidase inhibitor, clade H, member 2
Biological process (GO): collagen fibril organization; negative regulation of endopeptidase activity
Cellular component (GO): endoplasmic reticulum
Molecular function (GO): serine-type endopeptidase inhibitor activity
Source: RefSeq, a predicted model, not a curated record
CCACUCACAGCCCCACUUCCUCUGGAGGACGUAACUUUAAAAAGGAGCAGCAGCAGCGAAGGAUACACUUGAAUUAAUUAAGGAUCUGCCAUGUUCCCCAGGCUUCCUGUCUAUUUCAUAAUUUCUUUGCCAGUUGUUCUGGUGCAGGGCAGCACUGCUGUUUCCUCCAAGCAGAACCCUGCACCCCGCCCGCCUCCCCACCUUGGUGACCCCAGCUGGACUCUUGGUCUGCAUCUGUACAAGGCCCUCCACUCUGACUCCAGCUGUGAGAACACCGUCUUCUCCCCUCUGCUUGUGGCCUCCUCACUGGGAGCGCUCGGUGGGGGCUCAGCAGGCACCACUUCCAGCCAGCUCAAAUACCUCCUCAAGACCUCGACCCCCGCCAAGGCUGGAGCUGAAGACCUUCUGUCUGAGGCGUUGAAGAGCUUCACUAAAGCUAAUGGUACCAGCUUUUUCACCUGCGCGUCAUCAGUCCUGUUUUCAUCUCCAGUCAGCGAGGCAUUUGUGAAAGAGUGCCAGGCCAGGUUUAUGCUGCAGCAUCAGCCUCUGGGAAAAGGAGACUCCAAGGCUGACCUGAAGCAGCUCCAUGGCUGGGCUAAGGCUGGGCUGGGGGGGGGGCAGGAAGGAGCUCCUCUAGUGAAUCAAAUCCAGACUAAGGCUGGAGGUCUGAUACUGGCCAAUGCACUGCGCUUUAAAGGGCUGUGGGAGAGAGAGUUCAGCGAGGGGGGCAAAGAUCUUCGAACCUUCCUGGGGAAGAAGUACACCAAAGAGAUGAUGAUGCACAGAGCAGGUUUGUACCGUUACCAUGAGGACGUGCAAAACAUGGUGCAGGUUCUGGAGGCGCCCCUAUGUGGGGGCAAGGCCAGCAUGGUGCUCCUCAUGCCCUUCCAUGUGGAGGAUCUGGGGAGGUUGGAGAAGCUCCUGACCCCCGAGCUGCUGACCAAGUGGCUGGAGAAGACCAACAUCACCAGUGUGUCCAUCUCACUGCCCAAGGCCAACAUCACCAGCACGCUCAGUCUGAAGAAACAGUUGUCCGCUCUGGGUUUGACCGAAGCGUGGGACCAGAAGGUGGCUGAUUUCUCCAUGGUGUCAGACAAGGGCAAGGGGAAACUCCACCUGGGGGGUGUUCUGCACUGGGCUUCUUUGGAGCUGGCUCCUCAAGCUGGGAAAGGAGGCACCGAUGUAGACGAGAACGUAGAAAAGCCCAAGCUGUUCUACGGCGAUCACCCCUUCAUCUUCUUCGUCAGAGACAACACUACUGGAGCCCUGCUGCUGAUGGGAGCUCUGGACCAGGCAGAGGGAGAGGCCCUGCAUGAUGAACUGUAACACCCACAAACCUCUGUUCUUGUCCCUGUCUUUAUUUCGCUCUGUUCCCUCCUUCUCAAAGACUAGGUUUGUAAGUUGAGACAUUCACUGUGGUACGCUAUCAGACAAUGGCUGCCUGUCACACAUUGACACUGCAUACUCUCACGCUGACUGACACUGACACUGCCAUCGCCGACACUCUCACAGUCACACACAUACCGACACCUACAUGGGGCACAUAAAAAUACAGUAGAAGACGUUACUUAAGUUGACGGAUUCAGCGAAAACACUAACUUGACGAGUAUUUUUUCGUCACCCAACAAAAUGUCAAACAAGAAUGCACUGACAAACACUAACAUGCAGUAGUGGUUACACUCAACAUCAGAGAACGUUAAUGAAUAGAGGCUCGCAGUGACACUUCCUCCCUGUCAGAAAAACAGGUGUGUGUGUAUGCGUGUGAGUUGACCCACAGAUGCCCAUGCGGUGUUCUCAGAGCUGGCAGGGGUCUGCGGCGGGGUCCCCUGGGCUAGAUCAGCGGAAGACUGAUGGAUCAACCAAGUGCUUAUUGAUGAGCCAGCUUAAUGCUAAUAGCCGUAAUGAGUCACAACGCCUGUCAACAACACGGAGAGACAGGAUCCUUUUAAUCUCUUAAUACCAGCAGGGAUCAAUGACAGCGUUGCCCCAAGAACAUGACUGACAUCGCUGGACUUAAAUGUAACGACUUACUACGUUAAGGAUGAUUACAGCAAUUCCAAGAGGUAUUGAUUUUUUUGUAUAUUUGUUUUCUAAGCACCGGUGGGGAUUGUCUUGAUAUGGGAAUGACUGAUAAGGUGUAUUAUU